AUGAAGACUUUGAAGCUACUACGAAGCGUGGUUCUGCUGGUCGACAUUCACAUCGCUUCGGCGCUCCACUCUCCAAGGAUAUCGCCGUCGUAUGACGCUGUGGUAGUAGAUCCUUCGACUUUGGUCUUUAUCUCUGAUCCUGCGACUUAUGUCAAUCCGUUCAUUGGGACGACAAAUGGCGGCAAUGUCUUCCCUGGUGCAACGAUACCGCACGGGAUGGUGAAGGCGGGCAUGGAUACCGAUUCCCCUCAUAACCAAGCCGGAUAUGACGCAAAUGCGAUAUACAACGCCACUGGAUUUUCUCCGUUACACGACGAUGGCACCGGUGGGGCGGUCACCUUGUCGCAAUUCAAACUCUGGCCGUUCGCAUCGUGUGGAGUCGACAACACUUUUGAGUCGUGUCCGACGGCCAUACAGAGCCGGAAAGUCCUGAGACAGCUCCUGCCGGACGGUUCUCCCGAUGAUGCCGCGGAGCCUGGAUAUUUCGCGUCUAACUUGUCGACCGGUAUUCGUGUCGAGCUGACGUCCACGCGUCGCGCCGCACUGCACCGCUAUACCUUUCCCUCGGGCACAGAAUUCCCCAGACUGGCUGUAGACAUCACAAAUGAUGGACAGCAGAGCAGCACCGAACCGGUGAUGACACUGAAUACGAGCACUGCACGAGUCGUCGGAGGUGCAUCCUUUGCGGCCUCGUUUGGCCCCGGGCGAUACAGGGUUUAUACUUGUGUCGAUUUUCAAGGCGACGGCUAUGACCUGGGUGCACCUCUCGAAUAUGGGGCGUGGCUGGCGGACUACCCUGUGAAAAAUAGCGUGGCAAUUUCCCAGAUGUAUUCGAGUUUCGUUGACCAGCUAGGUGCCAUGUUCACCUUUACGCCCAACGCCAACGGGACAACAUCGAUUUUGGCACGCGUCGGCGUCUCAUUUAUCUCCUCCGCCCAGGCCUGCUCCAAUGCCGAAGAAGAGAUACCCGACUUCGACUUCGAGGGCGUGCGGUCCGCCUCGCGGGCACAGUGGAAUGACAUUCUCGCACGUGUGCAAGUGGACCCGCAGGGCGUCGACAGCGAGACCGUAGUGCUCUUCUACAGCUCGCUGUACAGGACGCAUAUCGUCCCUGCAGACUAUACGGACGAGAACCCGUUGUGGAACUCGACGGAGCCGUACUAUGACUCGUUCUACUGCAAUUGGGACACGUUUCGAACUCUGUAUCCGCUGUUGUCCCUCCACGACCCUGCCAAUUUUGCGAGGAUCGUUCGGGGGUUGAUUAACAUACAGCAACACGAAGGAUGGCUCCCCGAAUGCCGCGGUGCGACGGCCCAGCAGUGGAUACAAGGUGGCAGCAACGGCGAUCCCAUUCUUGGCGAAUUUUUGGUCAAGUAUCACCAACAAGCCGAACAGCUCAACGUCUCGUCGGCCGCUCUUUACGCAGCACUGCUCGCGGACGCGGAGGAACAGCCGCCGAACUGGGACCUUCAAGGACGCCAGCUGGAUACCUGGAAAACUCUGGGGUAUAUUCCUCAGGAUGUGUGGCAAAUCAGUGGAACGAAUACGAAGACGGUGUCGCGAACGCUGGAGUACGCGUUCAACGACUUCGCUAUUUCUCAAGUAGCGAAGGCUCUCAAUAAUACUGCGGACGCUGCCAAGUACGUACAACGUGCGGGUAACUUCGUGAAUGUCUGGAACCCAAAUACGACUGUCCCAGGGCGAGAGGAUAUCGUCGGGAUGAUGCAGCCGCGAUUCGCAAACGGCACCUUCAACUACACGGAUCCCCGGCAUUGCAGCGUCAAUGACCCCACACAGUCUACCUGCUAUCUGAAUGCAGUCAAUUACGAUGGCUUUUAUGAGGAUUCGCCAAUCGUUUAUUCUCAGUUUGUACCCCAAGAUAUGGCCAGGUUGGUCGAACUGCAAGGUGGACGGGAGAACUUCAUUGACCGGCUGAACUUUAUCUUCGACGAGAAUUAUUACGACGAGACGGAUGAGCCCUCGGAACAAAUCCCCUUUAUGUAUCAUUACGCAGAUAACCCGGGCAUGAGUACCCAGCGAUCGCGGCAGGUCAUAGCGCAGUGGUUCAAUACCUCCGUCAACGGUUUACCUGGCAACGAUGAUUCUGGUGAGAUAUAG
Sparassis crispa is the source of this 2118-nucleotide messenger RNA. RefSeq lists its product as uncharacterized. The record is from RefSeq and is a predicted model, not a curated record. Gene Ontology annotation, biological process: protein quality control for misfolded or incompletely synthesized proteins; glycoprotein catabolic process; protein deglycosylation. Gene Ontology annotation, cellular component: nucleus; cytosol. The coding region runs from base 1 to 2118 and encodes 705 amino acids. NCBI's taxonomy places the organism in Eukaryota, Fungi, Basidiomycota, Agaricomycetes, Polyporales, Sparassidaceae. The transcript has 24 exons. Gene Ontology annotation, molecular function: peptide-N4-(N-acetyl-beta-glucosaminyl)asparagine amidase activity; carbohydrate binding.